This is a messenger RNA of Vitrella brassicaformis, 2387 nucleotides long. NCBI's taxonomy places the organism in Eukaryota, Vitrellaceae. The record is from the annotation of a GenBank genome assembly.
CCCUCCGUCCCCUCUGUCAUGUCAGCUCUUCUUGUACGCCUGCAUGAGGUCGUCAGCGAUAGAGUAGGCAAUCAUGGCCGCCAGCACCAGCAUCAGCCCCACCGUGGCCCAGAAGGGCCGCCGCUCGAUACACGAGCAGCCCCACACACUUAUGCGCUCAUCCCAGUCCACAUACUGCCGCAGGAGCUGCUCCAGCCGCUCCGCUUCAGACGCCGAGUGGAGCGUGAACGCGUGUGAGCGGGGCGACUCCUCAGAUUCCCCAGCCCCUUCAUGCUCGUCUUUUGCCGGCGACGUGUCGUCAGGCAGGUAAGACGCCAGUUUGUGCCUCAUCCGCCGCUUGCUGCCUUGGUGCCGCUCCUCCCUGCCACCCUCCUCAGUGCCGUUCAUCUCAGCUGGUGGGUCGGAUGACACAAGGCAGCUCGCCUUGGCCGACGACACGCGGGAGUUUUCCUGGGUGUCGUCCGCCACCGUCACUGCGUCGGACUGCCUGCCCGCAUCGUUGUUGUAGGGCGACACCUCCGCGUCGACGAGCCGCACCAGAAGGUCUCUGGCACCUGAGCCGCCUUCCUCGUGUGCGUGUGGGAGUGGCUGUGUCCUGGUCUUCCGGGCGAUGGCCAGCAGAUACACCACAGCGGGGAGGAAGUAGUUGGCCAACACACCUGCCGUGAUAGAACUGCACACACACAGAAAACAGAGAGACACACACACACAAAUGGCAAUGUGUGUGUCGCCCUCCCAGAGAAGCACAGACAGAUAGAACUUACCUCCAGGCAAGCAGCCUGCCGAAGAGCCGCCCAUUGGACAGGGCCCAUGCUAUCAGCCAGGGGGCACAGCAGCCGUAGAAGAACGCCCCCUGCUGACCGCACAGACCACUGUUGUAGAGGUUGUAGCGGCUCGCAAUGGCCAUGACAGGAAUGCCCGGCAGCACGGUGGUGAACGAGAAGCUGAACAUCGACAGCCGCGUGAGCAUCCCCGUCGACGGCUCGUUGGUCAUGUACACGAAGGCGUUGCUGCUGUUGAGCGCGGGGUACGCCACACACACCACCAGGGCGAAGCUGAAGUAGAGAAACGCCGAGAGGAUGGCCGACAUCCACACGACGGGGACCACACGAGUGGACGGCAGGAUCUCGUUGCACCAGGAGGGGAUCAGCACCACGUAGGAGUAUGACGCGACCAUGAUGCCGAAGACGGCGCCGUAGCCAGUGUCUCCGACUAGAGGGGGGAAGGUCAUUGGGGAGUGGGUGCGCUCCUCCUGCUGGAAUGACCGAAUGAUCGACGAGAUGAUGAUCAGGCCGAUGGCGCCGAACUGCAGGAAAAACGUGACGAUCUGAAUGUACAUGUUCUCAUUCAGACUGACACACACAUCGACACCGACACACGCACAUAACUGAGUGCCGCUCUUCCGCCCGGUGUGCUGUCCUACUUGAGGUAGCUCAUGGGCAGGCACAGCAGCGCCGUGAAGAGGUACCCCCCGGUGAUGGCAAAGAUCAUCGUGUGUUGCCGGCCGUCGUGGUUCUCAUAGCCGCCUCGAUAGACCUUCUCCACGUUCGACCAGCCGCCCACAUGAGCGUGUGGCCACACCUCGAUUACGGGCACCUGCCCGAAGCAGCGGAUGAAGCACCGGUCGAAGGCCUCGGCCGUCACGAUGAUGGCGGCGAUGUUCAUGGCCUGGAUGGCCACCUGGUAGACCACCUGGAUUAAGGUGGCCGACCGGUCGCCGAGGAAGUACUGGACCGUUGCGACGUACUCCUCCCGCUUCUCGAGGUGUUUAUUUCCAGGCACCCGAACCAUGCUCUACACCCACACACACACGGGGCAAUCCACACGUGGCUCGUGCCUGUUGUGGUGCUCAGGGAAGAAAAAGUUACCUUGAUGACCAUGAAGGUCGCGAUGCAGCUGAUCGCACAGAUAGCGGCGUUGGCGAAGAACACGGUGAGCCAUCCGGCGUGAAGCAUGCACAGCGGCACACCCACAAAGCCCGCUCCGAAUAUCUGAGGAGCGACAGACAUGAGAGUGUGGCCGGCUGGUCUGGUCGGCUCUUGCAUGGCAUGAUGUGUGUAAUACCUACCUGGUUGACAAGAAACACGAAUGACUGGAAGCUGCACCAAACACACACAACACAGCACGGCAGGCACACUUGCAAAUGCGCCAUCGUUGAGCAUCCGGCUUUCUGUACCUGCCGAUGCUUUUGGCUCCGUAGGCCGUAUGGUGGCCUAUCAGCCGUGAUAUGAACAUUGCGACGCUGCCAGCACACCCAGACCUACAGGAAACACACCGCCACACACACACACCCCUGCUAGCGCUUGUCACUGCUUCCCACGCGAUUCUUGCAUGGCGUAUUCAUCCCACCUGUAGAGCCUCCUCACUACGCGGCACUACGGUACGCG